UCCUCUGUCAAAGGCUAAAAGCCUGACAGGAGGAGAAGCAUGCAGCAACCGACUGAGCAGACUUUCAAGCAAGAUGCAGCCACUCCUGCUCUUGUUGGCCUUUAGCCUACUCCCUGGGGCCAAGGCAGGAAAGAUCAUUGGAGGACGAGAAGCCAGGCCCCACUCCUACCCCUACAUGGCAUAUCUUCAGAUUCAGACACCAAAAAGUCCGACCUUUUGCGGGGGUUUCCUGGUGCGAGAAGACUUUGUGAUGUCAGCAGCUCACUGCUGGGGAAGUGUUAUAAAUGUCACACUGGGGGCCCACGAUGUCCACAGGCUGGAAAGGACCCAGCAGAAGGUCUCUGUGCUCAGAGCCAUCCCCCACCCUGAAUAUGAUCACCAAACUGCCCUGAAUGACAUCAUGUUACUGCAGCUGAGGAAUAGAAUCAGGCGGAAUCGAUUUGUAAGGCCAGUGGCCCUGCCUAAUGCUGGGAAUAGACUGUUUCCUGGAGCCUUGUGUACAGUGGCUGGCUGGGGACAGGUCAGCCUGAACAGGACAACAGACAGACUGCAGGAAGUGCAAUUGAGAGUGCAGAGUGAUCGGAAGUGCAUUCGUCGCUUCAGCAUCUACAGCAGCAAGACUGAGAUUUGUGUUGGGGACCCUAGACAAAGAAAAAUUGCCUUUAAGGGAGACUCUGGUGGCCCUCUGGUAUGUAACAAUGUGGCUCAAGGCAUUGUCUCCUAUGGAGACAGCGAAGGAACUCCUCCAGAAGUCUUUACCAGGAUUGCAAGCUAUCAGUCCUGGAUACGGAGAACAAUGAGACGCUUUGAACAGCAGGAUCAGACUACAGAUUGAUUCCCCAAUUCCAUGACUGACAGUAAAAUUCCCUGGGGCACAGGUCAGCUGCAGGGGAUUGCCAGAACAUUAAUAAACUUUCAAUUCAAAGUGAAAAUAUUUGUUCAUUAAACAUCAGUCAAUACUGUCUCCUUUGGUGUGAACUGCUAUAAUAAAAU
This is a messenger RNA of Cavia porcellus (domestic guinea pig), 993 nucleotides long. RefSeq names its product cathepsin G-like. The record is from RefSeq and is a predicted model, not a curated record. The transcript has 5 exons. Gene Ontology annotation, molecular function: serine-type endopeptidase activity. Gene Ontology annotation, biological process: proteolysis. NCBI's taxonomy places the organism in Eukaryota, Metazoa, Chordata, Mammalia, Rodentia, Caviidae. The coding region runs from base 74 to 835 and encodes 253 amino acids. Gene Ontology annotation, cellular component: cytoplasm; intracellular membrane-bounded organelle.